This is a messenger RNA of Haemonchus placei, 246 nucleotides long. Lineage: Eukaryota; Metazoa; Nematoda; Chromadorea; Rhabditida; Trichostrongylidae. The record is from the annotation of a GenBank genome assembly.
ACCACCCCCAAUGGAAGAGUGUUCGAUGCUAAGGUACCCACAAAUAAUCCCACGAGCUUUUCUGCUCCUGCCUUUGGCCUGCCUUUCGCACCGAACUAUCAGCUAGCAAUAAAUGCGAUCCCCGCACAGCAAUCCUCUGCAUCUAAUUCGCCUCGAUCCAAGAUGUUCAAUAAAUGUAUGUUCGGAGAAUGUCAUGGAGGUGUCAUGGAACUAGUCGUAAAAAAACGUAAAGUAACCUUCAAGUAA